Zasmidium cellare ATCC 36951 is the source of this 1209-nucleotide messenger RNA. RefSeq lists its product as uncharacterized. Lineage: Eukaryota; Fungi; Ascomycota; Dothideomycetes; Mycosphaerellales; Mycosphaerellaceae. The transcript has 6 exons. The record is from RefSeq and is a predicted model, not a curated record. Gene Ontology annotation, molecular function: transmembrane transporter activity. Gene Ontology annotation, cellular component: fungal-type vacuole membrane. Gene Ontology annotation, biological process: transmembrane transport. The coding region runs from base 1 to 1209 and encodes 402 amino acids.
AUGUGUGGAAAGCGUUCCGGAGAGCUCCACGGACACUCCCCGAAGGAAGCAUCCAUUGGCGGACUGCCCGCAGCCUUGCCACAUCGCUGGAAUUGGGCGAUGAUGAUCUACAAUCGAGGUUCUGUUCCAAUCAGCAAGCCGGUCGGCUUCAUCAACGCUUUCGGCGUGUUACAAGGGUAUUACCAAUCUGAUAUCCUACGAAACGAAUCACCAUUUCGAAUCUCGUGGAUUGGCUCCUUCAACACGUUCGCCAUCUUCCUCUUCGCUGCCCCAGUCGGCAUUCUGGCUGACAAGAUUGGCCCAACAAUCCCAAUGAUCCUCGGAUCGGUCUUCUUACUUCUGGCUCUCUUCAUGAUCGCAUUAUGCAAGCAGUACUGGCAAUUCUUCCUUGCACAGGGUCUCCUCCUGGGUAUGGGCAUGAUCUUCCCUUGGGGUGUCAUCUGGCCAAUCGUCAUGGACCAGUUCUUCCUCAAGACCUCACUUGGAUUCGGUUGGUCCAUACGAAUAGUUGCUUUUAUGAUGAUUCCUCUUCGUGCCAUUGCCGUCUUGGCCACCAGGCUCCCGGCUACAUCCACCAAGUUGAAAGAAGGAACUCAAAUGGAAACCAGCGAGGAAGGACCUAUGAUGGAUAGGUCAUUCCUGAAGCAGCCGCCCUUUAUACUCUUGUGUGUCGGCCUGGCCCUGUGUUCCUUCGGAUUCUUUACGUCAUUCUUUUACACUUCCAGCUACGCCAUUACCCGUGGCAUGUCACAGGGGUUGUCGUUUUAUACGUUGGCUACUAUCAAUGCGGGGUCCGCAUUCGGUAAAGUAUUGCCUGGGUUCGUUGCUGAUCGCUGGGGAAAGUUCAACAUUCUGAGCUGCUCAGCUGCCGCAGCAAGUAUCGUCGCUUUCUGCUGGACAUCUGCUACUUCAACGGCAGGUAUCUUUGUUUGGGCAGGCAUUUAUGGAUUUGCUUCUGGAGGCAUUUUGAGCUUGGAGAUUGCUGCUGCCACCUCUCUGGCGCCGAAAGAUAAGGUCUCAACAGCUCUCGGCGUGUGUUUUGGCUCCACGGCAUUGGCGCAAUUAUUCGGUCCCCCAAUUAGCGGCCAAAUCUUGACACAUGGCUACACUCCAGUUUCCAUCUGGUGUGGGGCAGUGCUAAUUGCUGGAUUUGUCGCUCUCUUGGCAGCCCGACUGUGUCUGGACCACAGAGUUACGGCUAGGGACUAG